UUAUAAUUGAAAAAUGAUAAGUAAAGCUUCUCUUCGCUCAUUCCUGCAAGCGUAGACGACCUUGAACUACCCAAAAUGGCCUCGUCUUCCAAGCCCACGCUUGUCCUGGUUCAGGGUUCCUUCCAAUUGCCUGAGGUCUACUAUAAAUUAUCUGACGCACUACGAAAUGCCGGCUAUCGCGUUGUGCAGCCGUCUCUACCGAGCCUUACAGACCAAGACAAGCCCGAGUUUGCCUUGAAAUCCUUGACGGACGAUGCCCUUGCCAUUCGGUCUAAGGUUCAGGAACUAGUCGCCAAAGGGGAAACCGUCGUUAUGGUUAUGCAUUCAUACGGUGGCUUAGUAGGUUCUGAGGCUGUUACGGAAGACUUGUCGGUCGAGCAACGAAAGUCUAAUGGCCUCGCUGGUGGCGUGUUACAUAUGUUCUACUUUGCAGCCUUCAUCCUGACUAAGGGUCAAUCGGUGCUAAGCACGUUUGGCGAAUCCUCAAACAAUCUCGUCAAACCAAAUGGGCGUUUCGCGCUCAAGAACGUAGCCGACAUACUAUACCACGAUCUCCCUGCCGCCGAGGCACAGUAUUGGGAAUCGAAAACAAUCGACCAAUCCUAUGCGGUGCAAAGUACUGAAAUCACCAACGAGGGAUUCCGCUUUGUUCCCUCCACGUACGUCGUCUGUGAAAAUGACCGUGGUCCUCCUCCGAAGUACCAGGAGAUCUUUGGCAAGACUGCGGGCUCCAAGAUUAUCAAACUCAACUCUGGUCAUUCGCCUAUGCUUAGCCAUACGGACAAAUUAGUAGAGAUGAUCAAUUUAGUUGUGCAAUCUGCUGUUGAGGGAUGGUCAUAGAGUGAAGUGGCCCGACAUUGUCAAGUAUCAUGCACAUUAGAGGUGCUUCUACUCUUGCAAUUGCUCUGGCAGAUGGUGUUAGCUACACUGAGAGCGCAACAGACCUCUUCAGAAGGCAGCGAGGGGUUUUGGUGGCACUUACGAGGCACUCUUAGAGCGAUCACCCUUUUGCGCGCCCAUGGACAUUGCUCACAUCACUGUGGAAUAGAUGAAGAUGUGACACUGAAAAUGAGUCCCAUUCACUUUGUAGCUGCGGAGGGUUCAUUGAUAGGCGGUGGCGUGGCCGCUGAAGCCACACCAGCACCAGGAAACAGCGAGAGUCAGGCCAUAGCAACCCCUUUUCAAAUACACUUAACGCUACUGUUGAGAAUGACCAUGUGGCCUAUGCCGACGUUACAUUCCCAGGAGGCCUAUAUAUUACUGAUAGCCACUCUUAGAAACCCCCCACCAAGCGACUCGUAUGUAGCAGUUCGUAGGACCCCAACAGCGUGGCAGCUUUCUCAGCAUUCUGAACAUAUUAGUAUUUUCAUAGUUGUAAUUCACGCCGUUAUAAAUUCGUUGUUAAAC
This is a messenger RNA of Xylaria bambusicola, 1407 nucleotides long. RefSeq names its product catalytic protein. The record is from RefSeq and is a predicted model, not a curated record. Bases 76 to 840 code for a protein of 254 amino acids. The transcript has 2 exons. Lineage: Eukaryota; Fungi; Ascomycota; Sordariomycetes; Xylariales; Xylariaceae.